UGUGGCAAGGCAGGCAGCCCCAAAGCAGGGCAAGGAGGUCACGCGUACCUGCAAGAAUGGCUUUGGUGGGCAGGGCUGCUCUGCAUGGGAGUCGGAGAAGCAGCAAAUUUUGCUGCCUAUGCCUUUGCCCCUGCAACGCUGGUAACUCCACUGGGUGCUCUAAGUGUCCUCGUUAGUGCAGUUCUGUCUUCCACCUUCCUGAAUGAGCAUCUGAAUGUUCACGGGAAGAUCGGCUGCCUCCUGAGUAUCCUGGGCUCCACGGUGAUGGUGAUCCAUGCUCCCCAGGAAGAAGAGGUUUCCAGUUUGGAGUCAAUGGCAGAGAAGCUGAAAGAUCCAGGAUUCAUUGUAUUCGCCGCGUGUGUCCUGGUGAGCUCCCUUCUGCUUAUCUUCGUGGCUGGACCCCGUUAUGGACAGAGCAACGUCCUGGUUUAUGUUUUGGUCUGCUCUGCCAUCGGCUCGCUCUCUGUGUCCUGUGUCAAAGGCGUGGGGCUCGCCCUCAAAGAACUGUUUUCUGGGAAGCCAGUCCUGAAAGAACCGCUGGGCUGGGUGCUCCUGGUGUGCCUGGUCAUGUGCAUCAGCGUCCAGAUCAACUACCUGAACAAAGCCUUGGACAUCUUCAACACCUCCGUGGUCACACCCGUUUACUACGUGCUCUUCACCACGGCGGUCAUGACGUGCUCCGCCAUCCUCUUCAAGGAAUGGCAGCACAUGGUGCUGCACAACGUUGUCGGCACCAUCAGCGGCUUCCUCACCAUUGUGUCCGGCAUCUUCCUCCUCCACACCUUCAGGGACGUGCCCUUCGCCCCUGACCUCCUGCCCCUCUUCCUGCAGCAGCAAGGCAGGGCAGACCCGCACGCCUCGUGGAGGAGCACAGACAAGCAUCGGUCGUGUCAGCACCAGCCUCUCCUGCCCUCGGAAGCCAAAGGCUCUCAGAACGCAGAGGAGGAAGAGGAGGAGGAAGGGGAAAGCAUGUGA
This is a messenger RNA of Apaloderma vittatum (bar-tailed trogon), 975 nucleotides long. Its product is annotated as magnesium transporter NIPA2-like. The transcript is spliced from 5 exons. The record is from RefSeq and is a predicted model, not a curated record. Gene Ontology annotation, biological process: magnesium ion transport. Gene Ontology annotation, cellular component: membrane. NCBI's taxonomy places the organism in Eukaryota, Metazoa, Chordata, Aves, Trogoniformes, Trogonidae. The annotation marks the transcript as partial. Gene Ontology annotation, molecular function: magnesium ion transmembrane transporter activity.